AUGGAGCAGCAGGACCAGGCCAUAUCGCCAGCCUAUGCUAUGGCCCCCGAUUCGGCUCUUGCCCCAGCCCGGAUUCCGUCCCCGGCCGGUUUUCCGACCGACCCGCACGACGACACUCUUAGUGGCGUCGAGAGCACAGCGAACCGACAGCCCGAUACGCAACGCCGCCGAUUCAAGCGCCCACGACAUCCCGCCCCCCAUCCGGGCCUUUCCGGGCAGGGAGCAACCUACGGGGGCGACCAGGUGUCAAGGGCGGGCAGCAAUGGAGCACAGGCCGAGUCGUCGCAGUCCCCCGGGCGGAACCACGUCGUAAUCAAGGUCGGCAUGGUGGGCGACGCCCAGAUUGGCAAGACAAGUCUGAUGGUCAAAUAUGUCGAGGGGAGCUGGGACGAGGACUACAUCCAGACUCUGGGCGUCAACUUCAUGGAGAAGACAAUUAGCAUCCGGAACACCGAGAUCACUUUUCAGCAUCUGGGAUCUGGGCGGCCAGCGCGAGCUCGGCGUUUUGCAAAGGCAAUGCGCGCAGCAUUGAUCUUCAGCAGCACCAGUCACAGCAUCAAUGUCCAAAAGAUCUUCAAAAUUGUGCUCUCCAAGGCGUUUGACCUGAAGUGCACCAUCCCUGAAAUCACCAAUGUCGGCGAGCCGCUGCUGAUUUACCAGUCUUGCUGA
This is a messenger RNA of Chaetomium globosum CBS 148.51, 669 nucleotides long. RefSeq lists its product as uncharacterized. Gene Ontology annotation, biological process: regulation of exit from mitosis. Gene Ontology annotation, cellular component: spindle pole body. The transcript is spliced from 4 exons. Lineage: Eukaryota; Fungi; Ascomycota; Sordariomycetes; Sordariales; Chaetomiaceae. Bases 1 to 669 code for a protein of 222 amino acids. The record is from RefSeq and is a predicted model, not a curated record. Gene Ontology annotation, molecular function: GTP binding; GTPase activity.